GCCCUCACUACACACACACACAAACAGGGCAUACACACACAACUAUCAAGAGUGACAUACAGAGUGACUGAAGGAUUAUAAAACAUCCUGGAAUGGGAAUCAGACAGGAGCUGAGGAGCCGUCAGUUUUGGCAGGGGAUUCUGGCAGAGAUUCUGGGUUCCCUGGUCUUUGUGUCUGCCGUGUUGGGUUCUUUAGUGCCGGGUCCGGACGGGGUCUCCCCAGGGCCCAUCUACCCAGCACUGGCUGCUGGUAUGGCAACUGUGGUUCUGGGAUAUUGUUUUGGUGAAAUCAGUGGGGCUCAGGUAAAUCCUGCAAUAACUGUGGCACUUUUGGCGACACGGAAGGUGGAUGUCUUGAGGGCUGUAGUUUAUCUGGUAGCCCAGUGUUUGGGGGGCAUCCUCUCAACUGGGAUACUCUACCUCAUCCUGCCCCUGAAGUCCACUGCACAGAACUACAUCAACAAGGUCCCAGUGGAAAUGAAUGCAGGCCAAGCUCUGGGGAUGGAGAUGCUUGCCACGUUUGUCCUGGGUUUCACUGUAUUCUCUGUGGAAGAUCAACGCAAGAGGGAAAGCAGUGAACCCGGAAACAUGGCCAUUGGGUUUGCCGUAACCACUGCAAUAUUCAUUGCUGGGAGAUUUUCAGGUGCUAGUUUGAACCCAGCUCGGUCUCUUGGUCCUGCCAUAAUACUUGGAUACUGGGAACACCACUGGGUGUACUGGAUUGGGCCAGUUUUGGGUGCAGUUAUGGCUGGAGUAUCUCAUGAGUUUAUCUUUGCACCCAGCGCAUCAAGGCAAAAGUUGGUGGCUUGUUUGACCUGUAAGGACAUUGAGAUAGUGGAGACAGCUAGUGUGUCUCGAUCUUCCCUGUCCACGGUCACACAGAGUGCCAUGAGAAACAAACAAAGCAACAAACUGGAGCACAGCUAAACUCAAGAAAGUGUGGGCAGUAAGCAGUGUUCAGAGAGUUUUCUAGACCAUCACAGCAAGUAGUUUAAGAUUAGGCCUUACAAGCACACUGAACCAAACCUCUCCAUCUGAAAAAUAAUUCCGGUUGGAUUUAUACUGGCAGAGGAUUAGAAAUUCACACUGUGUACUUCUGGCACUGUAGUUCAGCACUAUCCUUGCUCUAGAGCAGAACUGCCAGUGUUUGGGAGUAACUAAAAGUAGCGACACUGCUAACUAAACAACACAUUUUUAGUAGCGUGAUAUAGCUGUUCCUGUAUAUGAAUCUAUUUAAAAUAUAAUGUCAAAAUUGAUUUAAAAGUGCUUUACACACUUGAGCAUCCUGGGUUAAAAAUGACAUUAACCCUGGGUUGAGCGGAGUGUGAAAGCCUAUGAGAGGACAUUCUGAUAAUGUGACAAGGAGUGCAUUAACAUGCACACUGAUUUUGCUUAAUGAGCAAACAAAAACGAUCUGCAAAUGUGUGUGUCGUCUGUAAACACUUUUCCCUCCGUUCUUAUGGACUGACUCAAAGUGCGCAAGGGUUGUGAGCCUGACUAUUUUUGUAUGAUGUCUAACCAGCAAAGACAAUCAAUCAAAAUCAAUAUUUUCAUCUUUUGCUAAAAGUUUCUGACAAUUUUGAUUUCAUAGUAGAAUUUUCUAUUGUUGACCAGAAGCAAUGUACACUUUGAAUUACUCUAGUCUUGAACUACCUUAAGCUGUCUAUGAACUAUGAAUGACGUAUUUGUAUAACCUUCACGGAUAGUUAUAAAAGUGCCAAACCUUUGCCUGUGUGGCUUGAGCUUGCAAUUUCGGUUCAAUAUUUAACCACUUCUUCGGACUAUAAACCAAAAUAACUGCAAAAUUACAUUGUGAAUAUCACAGCUUUAACCUAUCAACAAUAGUUCAAAGUGUUUUAAAGCUUUUGAAGUGUUACAUGUGUGUGUUUUCCAACUGUAAGUGUCAUAUCUCAUAUUAGUUCAUUUAUUUAUGGUGUUGCAAAAACUAUCAUUGUUUUCUUUUUUGUCUCAUGUACAUAUGUCCAUUUGUUUACUUUGUGAUUCGGAGCAAAAUUUCAGUUUUAAGUGCAUGUGUAAAUGGUUCUUAUGCUCUUCCUGCACUUAAGUAACAUCAAAAUGUAAUCUUGUGUAUAGUAUAUCAAAUAAGAAUAUUAUUAUACUAGCACAUGUACAACAACCUAUGCUUUUACAUUUCCUUGCAUGCACUACACAAAAUGUUUUAAACUUUUCUUUGCUCAUCACACAUUUCGUAGACUUGCAAUAUACUCUCUUGAAAAAAAAACCUCUUGAUCCACAUAUGUAAC
This is a messenger RNA of Xyrauchen texanus (razorback sucker), 2263 nucleotides long. Its product is annotated as aquaporin-4-like. Gene Ontology annotation, molecular function: water channel activity. The record is from RefSeq and is a predicted model, not a curated record. The transcript is spliced from 6 exons. NCBI's taxonomy places the organism in Eukaryota, Metazoa, Chordata, Actinopteri, Cypriniformes, Catostomidae. The coding region runs from base 93 to 926 and encodes 277 amino acids. Gene Ontology annotation, biological process: transmembrane transport. Gene Ontology annotation, cellular component: plasma membrane.